UUAAUUGCCUUGCCUCCUUCUCCGGACCAAGAAAAAAAUUCAAAAAAAAAAAAACAUGGACAAUGGAAACCUGCAGCCACUUCUCUCGAACCAUGGGGAUCAAGAAGAUCAUCAUCAUCAGCUCCCCAAAGAAAGGAGCGUCUGCUUAACGACCAAACAAGGAGACAUCAAAUCCAUAAAUGAACUCAGUGAUUUCCCCAAACAGUUCUGCGCUGAAUCCAAGAAGCUCUGGUACCUCGCCGGACCAGCAAUCUUCACAUCCUUAUGUCAGUACUCACUCGGCGCCAUUACACUGGUGUUCGCCGGUCAAUCGCCCGGAACUCUCGAUCUCGCCGCCGUCUCCAUCGAAAACUCUGUCAUCGGUGGUUUCUCCUUCGGUAUCAUGUUAGGGAUGGGGAGUGCUCUGGAGACGCUGUGCGGGCAAGCAUUCGGAGCUGGGCAGGUUGACAUGUUAGGGAUCUAUAUGCAGAGAUCUUGGGUGAUCUUGAAUACAACCGCCAUUGUUCUGAGCUCAAUUUACAUAUUCGCGGAGCAAUUAUUGAAGCUGAUAGGGCAAUCGGACGAGAUUUCGAAGGCGGCCGGAGUAUUUGCGAUCUGGAUGAUUCCGCAGCUCUUCGCUUACUCCAUGAACUUCCCAAUCUCUAAAUUCCUGCAGUCGCAGAGCAAGAUGAUGGUGAUGGCAUUGAUAUCGGCGGUGGCUCUGUUACUCCACACCUUCUUUAGUUGGCUCUUGAUGCUGAAGCUUGGGUGGGGAUUGGUCGGAGCAGCCAUCGUGCUCAAUGCUUCUUGCUGGUUCAUAGUAGUGGCUCAGCUGGUCUAUAUCUUUAGUGGAACAUGUGGUCGAGCUUGGUCUGGUUUCUCAUGGAAGGCCUUUCAGAAUCUAUGGGGGUUCGUUAGGCUAUCGGUGGCAUCCGCUGUCAUGCUCUGCCUAGAGGUGUGGUACUUUAUGACUUUGAUCCUCUUUUCUGGAUAUCUCAAGAACCCAGAAGUUUCUGUGGAUGCACUAUCGAUAUGUAUGAACAUUUUGGGAUGGGCAGUAAUGCUGGCAAUUGGAUUCAAUGCAGCCAUAAGUGUGAGGGUUUCCAAUGAACUGGGCGCAGGGCACCCAAGGACAGCAAAGUUUUCAGUUGCAGUUGUGGUUGUUACUUCAUUCCUCCUGGGCCUUGUCCUCUCACUCAUUCUUAUCAUCUCCAGAAAGCAGUUCCCAGUAGCAUUUUCAAGCAAUAUAGAAGUGAAAGAGCUUGUAUCUGAGCUAACCCCAUGGCUCGCAGCAUCCAUUGUCAUCACCAAUGUUCAACCUGUUCUUUCCGGGGUGGCGAUUGGUGCAGGGUGGCAAGCUCUUGUUGCUUAUGUGAACAUUGGGUGCUAUUAUAUAUUUGGGAUCCCAUUAGGCCUCAUAUUGGGCUAUUACAUCAACAUGGGUGUCAUAGGAAUUUGGUGUGGAAUGCUCUCUGGAACCAUUCUACAGACAUGCGUGCUAUUCUGGUUGAUUUACAGAACCAAUUGGAAUAAAGAGGCAUCAAUUGCUGAGGAUAGGAUAAGACAGUGGGGAGGAAACAACAAUGAGAUAUCCAAUGAUAUUGAGAAAUAAACCCCUAGACAGAAAAAUGGCACACGACAUGUUUGACACAAUUCAAUCUCAAAUAAAGGAUCUAAGGGAGCAUAUAGCUUAUCUUCCAAGCAAAAGAUUGAUGGGCCACAGAUGAGGAUCUUACUGCAUUCUUUCAACAUUUGAGGGGGAAGAAAGCUGCGAAAACUUCAACUCAAAGGCAACACUUGAGUUUCUGGUUCUUUCUUAACCAUGGAUUAGGCUCCCAGUGUCCUUCGUACAGGUUUAGUUCUUGUUGAGGCUUGAUUUAGACAUCAAGGACAAUCCAAAUUUCAUAUAUUCUCUGAUCAACCCAGGAAAGAAAAAACACUUUAUGUGUUCAUUUUGUAUGGUAUCAACCGAGAUGGGGUUUUUUAUGUUUGAGCUGAACUUGGAUAUUAGACUCAGAUAUGCAUCAAUUUGGGAUUGUUUCAUUCUAAACAAAA
This is a messenger RNA of Macadamia integrifolia, 2034 nucleotides long. RefSeq names its product protein DETOXIFICATION 29-like. Bases 56 to 1591 code for a protein of 511 amino acids. The transcript has 8 exons. Gene Ontology annotation, cellular component: vacuolar membrane. Gene Ontology annotation, biological process: xenobiotic detoxification by transmembrane export across the plasma membrane. Gene Ontology annotation, molecular function: xenobiotic transmembrane transporter activity; antiporter activity. NCBI's taxonomy places the organism in Eukaryota, Viridiplantae, Streptophyta, Magnoliopsida, Proteales, Proteaceae. The record is from RefSeq and is a predicted model, not a curated record.